CUGGCAAAGAGGAAAAAUGGCUAAGUCUUCAGGUUCUGGUGCACACCAGCAGAUGAGCCUGGACCUUCUUCCAUCAGCACUAUUGGCCACUGUGAUGACGAAGCUGGACAUAGCUUCCAUUCGUUCCCUGGCAUGCACUUGCAAGGCCUUCCAUUCAUGUGCCUCACACAUGCUUUGCUUCAUUCCUAGUUUUCAUCUCCUCGAUAUUGCUCCGCCUGCUGAAUAUAUAAGGCCGUUGCUACCUCCCAAUCCUUACCUUCGUAGCUUGAAGGUAGAUUGCAUGCGACUUGAUGAUUCAUCCCUUGAUUGUCUUCUUCAGCCGACUUUACAAGAGCUUUGCCUUCAUAACUGCGCUGAUUUCAGUGGAAGGCUUCUGUCUCAGGUCGGCCAGUACUGUAAAGACCUCAGGUUUCUUUAUUUGAGCUCUUUGGCGGAGAAGAGAGGCAGAUCAAUUGAUGUAUCUGAUCUAGAGGUCUUAUUUGGCGGAUGCACUCAGCUGGAAACACUGAUCCUGAUGUUUGAUGUCUCAAUGUUUUUGCGGCACAAUUUUGCCCGUGUUUGGUCUAUUGCCCCUACAACACUGGUAUCUCUUGAAAUGGGCUACAUUUCUUCGGUAAUGGUGACAGAAUUGCUUAGCCCGCCUGUGGCACCAUAUCAGUCAAUUGAGCAUAUUCGGCCAUCCAUAUUACCAGGAAUACAGAAGUUGUGUCUUUCAGUGGAUUAUAUUACUGACACCAUGAUCAGCACAAUAACUAAUAAUAUCAACUGUUUGACACAUUUGGACCUUCGAGACUCGCCAAUUAUGGAACCAAGAUUGGCGUUUGAUCUUACCAAUGCAGGUAUACAACAAAUUAAUCUGCACGGGAGAUUGAAACAUUUGUCGUUGGUGAGAAGUCAAGAGAUUUUCCCAGCUUACUUCAAGCGAGUUAAUGAUCUUGGUAUUCUUCUUAUGGCUGAUAGAUGCUCUGACAUGGAAAGUAUUUGUCUUGGUGGUUUUUGUCAGGUUACAGACACAGGUUUUAGAACAAUUUUGCAUUCAUGUUCAAAAAUUUUCAAGCUGAGGAUCUAUCAUGGACCCCACUUGACUGAUCUUGUAUUUCAUGACAUUGCUGCAACUUCACUUACUUUGACACAUGUCAGUUUAAGAUGGUGUAAUCUUUUGACGAACCAUGGCGUUGCACGACUGGUUUCCAAUGGAAAUCUUAGUGUGCUUGACUUGAGGGACUGUAGGAAUAUUGGAGAUGAUGCCCUUCGAACCAUAAGCAACCUUUCUGAAUUGAAGGCUUUACUGAUUGAUGGUUCUGAUAUUAGUGAUAUGGGAUUGUCCCAUUUAUCAAAAGGAGCAAUGCGUUCGCUGGUAUCAUUGUCCAUACGAGGGUGCAAGAGACUAACUGACAAUUGUAUUUCCUUUCUCUUUGAUGAAUCUUCUAAUUGUGAAUUGAGAGAAUUGGACUUGUCAAACAUUCCAAACCUAUCUGAUGCUGGUAUACUUUUGCUUGCAAAAAGACGUAUUCCACUACUGGAGCUUAGAAUGCGUCAAUGUCCGUUGAUAAGUGAUACUUCAAUUAUGGUGUUAGCAUCAAUGAAGGUUGAUGAAGAAGGAUGGUACGGAAGCAGUUUACGGCUGUUGGAUCUCUAUAAUUGUGGAGGUAUAACUCAGCUUUCAUUCCAAUGGUUAAAGAAACCUUAUUUCCCGAGAUUGAGAUGGUUAGGAGUAUCUAGUAGUGUCAGCAGGGAUGUGCUGGACGCUUUAUCCAGGAAUAGACCAUUUCUGCAUAUAGUUUUUCAUGGGGAGGAGCUGGGGAUGACUGGCCAAUGGGAUAAUUCAGAUGAUCUCUAUAUGCAUGACUAUGAUGAAGUUGAUGAGUUGGAACAAUGGCUUGAAGGAGAAAAUGAGGGAGAUGAAGACAUUCAAGAAGCAGAAAACAACGCAGAUCCCAUGCUGUAAGAUGGCAACUGUUUUAUAUAAAUGUGUUAUAAAUCUAGUUUUGUAUAAAUUGUUAUGAUUUACGUCCCUACUUAGCUCUACUGUUAUAAUAUUGUAUGACAAAUCUUGAUUCCUGAGUGUUGUAUAGAUUGUCAUAAUUUGCCUGUUAUGUAUGUGGCUUGGCCUACCCUUGUAACAAUCAGUUUUCCGAGUAAAUGUUAGUGUUGUUGUAUAUCAGUUUGACUGAUUAGUUCAA
Messenger RNA from Solanum verrucosum, 2183 nucleotides. RefSeq names its product F-box/LRR-repeat protein 10. Gene Ontology annotation, molecular function: protein binding. Gene Ontology annotation, biological process: SCF-dependent proteasomal ubiquitin-dependent protein catabolic process. Lineage: Eukaryota; Viridiplantae; Streptophyta; Magnoliopsida; Solanales; Solanaceae. The record is from RefSeq and is a predicted model, not a curated record. The coding region runs from base 17 to 1948 and encodes 643 amino acids. The transcript has 4 exons. Gene Ontology annotation, cellular component: SCF ubiquitin ligase complex.